Messenger RNA from Porites evermanni, 29206 nucleotides. The record is from the annotation of a GenBank genome assembly. Lineage: Eukaryota; Metazoa; Cnidaria; Anthozoa; Scleractinia; Poritidae.
CGUGGACCUUGCAGAAAAAAUGGCGGCAGAUUUGAAGGAUGGUAAAAGGGCAAUUUACUUGUUAGCGACAGUGUAAAAGUGCCUGUGUUGCGCCAUUACUUAACGAAAAGAUGAGUUCGGGCAGAGCCAGGGGUAAUUUUUGGCGAGGAAGAGGCCAGAGAUUUCGUGGACAGACGAGAGGAAGAAGUCAGCGGGGAAGAGGUAGGCUAAAUAAUUAACACUUAUUGGAUGAAAAUGUUUGUAACGGAGUAGUAGCAAGUCAGCAAGACAAGGUCGCUUUGGAGCUUGACUUUGGAGCAACUUUUGGGACGUUGUAAAGAAAUGAGAAAUGACGGAAAGUUUUAAUAAUUUGUGAUAUUUUCCUUAAAUCAAGGUGACAAAGGGGAAUAUGAGGGAUUUACACCUAUCACAGGGGCAGAUCCAGGAUUUUUCUUAGGAGGGGGUGCACCACUAACUGACCGAUGACGUAAAAAAAUUUAAAAGCGAAUACGAAGAAGAGGGCUUUUGACUAGGAAAUAACAUAAUGUGAACUGCUGAGAAUACAUAUCAAACAAUAGAGCAGAUUUUGUAUGUCUGUCAAGCGACUGCACAGUGUUAAUUAGAAAGCGGCCGCAGGUCAUCCCAGGGGGGGGUGCGCACCCCCUGCACCCUCCCCCUGGAUCCACCCCUGUAUCAAUUCUUAGUUUGCAACCACGUGACAAGGAGGCCAUGUUGGGGGUCAAUACAAUAGAAAUUUUGCCCGAAGAAUUUACAUGAAUGCCAGAGGAGAGAAAUGCUUUUGUUCUUGAUCACCAACAUGGCCGCCGUGAGGUCACGUGCAAAGUAGCUAUGGUUUGCAACAGGAUGGGGUGGGGGAGGGGGGGGGGCAAUGGGGUAGUGGGCAACCCACAGGAAUUAAACUUACUGAAGUGCACAUGGGUAGGAAAUUGACAUACUGAAUGUCCCCAGGGUGGGAAAUUUGACUCAGCCGCCAUCUUGGAAGGUGGAGGACCAGGGAAUGAGUGAAGAGGUCCGCCAUCUUAGAAAAAACCCAGUAAUCAUUUGAAUGAGUUUCCCACAUUUUGAUGCGUUCAUCUUUUUGUGAAGGAUGGCAGAAUGAAAGUUAGAAGUAUCUUGUCGCUUUUUAAGUUUUUGAAGUUUUAUGACAAAAAGUAUUUUAUUCCUCGGCAUUGAGAAGCAAUACUUGCACAAAGUCUCAUUUGAAAAUAUGCUUUCUACUUACGGUGUAGCAUGAAAAUUUUGCGGGAGUUUUAUUUUGCAGAUUGGCGAUUUUUUGUGGUUUGCAGGAACAAAUUUUUGCGGUUUGAGAUGACUGAAAUUUCUGGUGGGAACUAAUUUUUGCGAUUCUCUGUUCAAGUAGCAGAAUAUUUAAGUGGAAGAAACCUUAAUAUAGUAUUUUCAACUUUUACUUUACGGUAUGUUGAGUCAAAGUUCACUCUACUUAUAUAUUUAAUGGAGAAUAAUACAGUAAUCACUGUAAUGUCUUACUGCACAAAGGGACUGAACAACAGCAAAACAAAACAAAAGCCAAUCCCUACCAUACACAACAAGUCCAUUAAAAGCAGAGUUUUUAAUUUGACUGAAGGGAGUUAAUUUUCGCGGCGUUUUAUUUUGCUGGUUUUUUUUCUGCAGGAACUAAUUUUUGCGGAUCGAGGUCAAUCCGCAAAAUUCGCAAAAAUUAGGACCCGCAAAAAUUAAUUUUCAUGCUACACAGUACUUGUUUUCACCAGAGGCUCCCCUGCCACAAAUUUUUGUUAUAAUGAAAAGAUCAAAAAUUCAUACUGGACCACAGUUACAAACAACAGCCCUUUUAUUGGUCAUAACUCUUCUCAAGUGAUGAUGACAUGUCAUGUUCUGGCAUUGCACAUUGCUGUAAAUACUGUCUGAAAAAAUUCAAAGAUACUUAAAUUGGGAGUAUAAAAUGUGUGUUAAAUUGCCAGCUACACUAAAUAUCCAGCUAAAAUAUGUCUUCUACACUUACGGAUUGCUCAAAGUUUGAUAUUGUGGGUACCAUUAUUUCGUCACCAAGAAAAAAUACACUCUGGAGAUGCUCAGUUGAGUGUUGUGAGUGUCUAUAUAGGUUCGCCCCAGGGGUGGGCAUUUGACUCAAAAUGGAGACCCAAGGGUGUGGAAAUUGACAUUUGAAAACCUGAAAAUGUCAUAUUUCGGGUGGGUUGCCCCCCCCCCCAUCCUGGGGCAAACCAUUGAUAGGUGCAUUAAGCUUAUUUUAUCAUGCAUCACCUUGACUGUUUUUUUAGGCCAUCACACAUCAUUGGGAAAAAUGUUAGCCAUCACGCAUGUAAAUGAGGUGCAAAUGCAGAAGUUAACAUGGCAAUAUCUCAACCCAUUGAAUGAAUCAGCUCUAAUAUAAUUUGUUUUCAGCGUAACGCGCCUCAGCAGUUAAUUGAUUGUACAAAAGGGUGUUCAGAAAUCUGGUGUUGAAAAAAAAAGAUAUUGACUAUAGAAACCAGUAUUCACUGAUCUGAGAAUAGAGAUCAUAAUACUAUUUUGACAGGAGAUCACCUCACAUGGCCAUUUUGGCCUGAUCAUGCACAUCAUGCUGAUAAUUUGGCACCCAUCACACGUCACGCAAAACCCCCUUUGCCACCCUGUUAAAUUAGUGGCCUUGUCUUGCAUGGUUUAGCUAGGGACGUAUAAAAACAGUAAAAUGAGUAUAUUGUCAAGGCUGUCACUAGGGAACAAUGAUGCCUUUGACAAAGACGCUUUUGUCUGGCUGCAAUAUGCAUGACCCCCCUGGCUACUUUUAUAGAAUACAAACGAAAAUGGAACGUAAAGAACUCCCUAGCUGUUCAAUUUCUCACUUACUACUGGAAUUAUAUCUGGCAACUUGAUAUCUUAGUGACAGACCUGAUUGUUCUCUUUGCCACAAUCCCAUCCAAUAACAACAACAAUAUUUAUUUGCAUAGAUGGUAUUUCAUAAAAGAAAAAAAAACAUAAAGGAUAAUAAUAGAAAAAUACAGCAUUUCAGGUGGUGUUGGGCGGGAAGUGGGGGGUGGGGGGUGGAGGAAGGCAAGGGUUGGAGCGAGAGAGAGGUGUUUGAUCCCAAGUUCCUUUUUGGCCUCUUUUUUUUUAUCAGAGUAUCAUUAAAUAAUAACCUUAGUCUUGCAUAUAAAUUUUUGUCGUAGAGUCGCAGUGACCUUACAAUAAAUGUGCUGUUGCUUUCUUGGGGGAAGCCAUUUCCUAUAAAAUUACCCUGGACAGGGUCCCAGUCUUUCAAUAUCCUGUUUCACUUUCCUAAAUACUGGUACCAAAUUUCCUCUUCCCAGGGAUUGCAAACAAAUGGUCGAGUGUACAGGGUGAUUGUUCAUGUAAUUUGAUCCACCCUUAUUGUGGCACCAGCACAAGUUGUGCAAAGAUUAUAUUACUCUAAAUUCCUCAUUUUUGGAUAAAUCGAUCAUUGUCUUAGCGAAGCAGAGAGAAAUUUACUGGCUUGGAAAAGUAUGGCCAAAGGAGAAUUAAAAUUACAAUGUAGCUAAGAUUUGUACUUUCUUGAAUGCUGUUCUUUAAACCUGCUUUCAGGUGAAGGGGCAAAUCCUCUUCCAAACCAAGGUAGCUCUAGGCCUCAACAACAGCAUCAAAGAACCAGGCAGGUGCAGACAAGCUUAACACCCUGCCCUUUUAAAAAAUGGGGUGUCUACUUCCCUGAUACUGGUAAGUUAGCUGUAUAGUUUAGUUUUGUUUGAAACUUUCAUCAUCUAAAAAUCACUAAGAUAUAAGAUUAAUACUUGCAUACAAAAUAAAUUUAGGUACAAGUCAUUUUAAUGUUAAAACAAUGUACCUCACCCUCCAUGAAUUUAAAAUUCAAAAGUAUGUUAUUAAAAAGUGAAACUCAUGAGAAAAAAAUAGCUCUCAUCUACAGCACAUGUUUACAGGUUUUGUUAUGUCUGUUGUACACUUGUGAUUUUAUCGGCUUGCUAAGACACAUUGGUAUGAAACGAAGAAAUAGAGUGUAAAUUCCUGCAUGGAAGGAAAACUUUUUGAUGCACAAGGUGAUGCUUUUUUAUCUGACUGAUUACAUGUAAGUUAUGCUUCACCUUCAUGUCAUAUAGCGUGCUGAUGUCUUAAGCGUUGAAGAGAAAAUGAAGCGUGACUUUUUGCAUCAAGAAAAAUAAUUUUUGCGAUACAACAGAUCACACUUCACCUUCAUAUUAUGUAGGACGCUGAUGACCACAAUUACCCUUUUUUUGCAAAAUUUCAUCGCUUUUCUUACUUACGGACCGACAGUAUCGACAUUAAGGACAAUUAUUGUAUGACAUGACUGCAUAGUGUUACAGUUUCUAUGGAAACUUCAAACACAAAAACUGUCCAUUUAAUUUGCUAGCUUACAUCUAGUUAAUUGUCAAAUGUGGCAUUCUUAAACAGUAGAGAAUUUAUGCAAUGUAAUUUGUUAGAAAUUAAUGGUCAUUAAAGGUUUUUUUUGCUGCUCAUAAACAUGCAUAAUUAUCCAAUUUACAGUUUAUAACCCAGAGUCUUCUCUUGGAACUAAAGCUAAGGCCAUUAUGAAGUUUGUGGAAAAACAUAGUGCUCAACUUAGCAAGGUACUGUAAAAUGUUAACUAAAUACACAUUAUAGCCAUGUUGACAUUAAUCGUGACGUCUAGCCUCUAGUCUUUUUGAAAAGCACAUCUUACGUUUGCAUGCUAACAAAUCACAAGACAGCCACUUUUGUCAGCAAGUCUAACUUGGGUUCUGGCAAAAAUUAUAGGUGAUUUAUGAACACCUAGAACUUAGCAUAAAAAUUUUUGACUUUAAUUAAGUAGUCAGACUGAUUUAGCCUGUUGUAGACAUGUCAUUGUUGUGGUGAUCAUAUUAUGUUCUUUGGUUCAAUUAUGAACACCUUUAAGCAGUUGUCUUUUUUCUUUGUCCUUGAUAUCUUGGGUCCAUGAUUAUUGAUAACUGUGACGAUACCUCCUUUGACUGGCAUGUACAUUCUUGUUAAUUGUAACUGUCUUUUGCAAAUUUCUAAAUGGAGUAAUAAAUUGUUCAUGGUGGGAUGCCUAAAAUGCAUUUGUCUGCAAUAAAUUUUUAUUCAUUGACAGUUAUUUUAUUCCGUUUUCAGGAUGAGAUUGAAAGCAGAGGUGCAGUGGUAUUUGACUAUACAGACCUCUUAUCUGAUACAGGUAAACUGCUUUUAUCCAUGCAUAUAUCUCGCAUAUACAGUGGUGGGAUGAUUGUAACUGUGGCCACUCUUAGACAAAUAUACCAGUUACAUGUAUAUUAAUACAGGAAAUUACAACUGAACAAUACAUUCUGAGGAAUUAUUUUUUUUUGCCUAUGAAAAAAAUAAAUACUGAUAGAAUACCGAUUGCAAAAAUUUGUUAGAAAGCAAAAUUUUAUUGUUAGACAAGUUUUUCAAUGAGUAAAGCAUGAAACCUCAAGUAAAAAAUUUAACCAAUAGGACCACUCUGGAAACAAACAUGUAGCUUUGGUUGAGCAGGUUCAAAAAGUCAUGUCUGUAGUUGUAGAAUAAAAAUGGUAGAUUUGGAUCCAUUUUGUUUGAUUUGUUUUUAUAAUGAUGAUUAUAUUAUUGGCAAUCAACUUUCUUGUGUUUGUUUGUUAGCUUUCUGUGAUUCAAGUAGUCAGUUUCAUCUAGAACUCUAUUUAAUGGCCCCAGUCAUAGAGGUCGCCCUGUAAGUGUGAAAAAAGGAAGUUAAAAACACAGAAAUUUGGUGGGUGAUACAUGCAUUAAUAUACUGGGGUUACCAGACAGUAUCAUUUGGAGGAGACAUGAUUGUUAUUUAAAUUCUUGAAAGACAUUGCUCAAACAACAGCAGCCACAAGCCUUUCAAAAUCUUUGUACAGUGAAACCUGUAUUAAGCGGACACCGUAUUAAGCGGACACCCUCUUUUAAGUGGACAGUAGCCAAAGUCCCCAAAUUUAUUUCCCUUAUUUACUUUAAAUGAAACCUUUAUUAAGCGGACACCUCUAUUAAAUGGACGCGGACACCUAAAAAGUACCUGAAAUGGUCAUUUCUAUUGUUGCCAACCUGUAUUAAACGGACACUUGUAAUUAAAUUCCACCACCCAAAACGCCAGACACCGGAAAUGCGAAAGAUUGCCUUGAAUUGCAACCCACAAAUUUUUCGAUUUUUACAUCAAAAAACGUGACUUGAUGAACUUAUUUGAUUAGUUUCACAGUACAGGAUUGUUUUCUAUUUCGUUUUGUUUGUAUAGAGCUUGUUUCACUCAUCUGAUUUCUUCAAAUUGGAGUUGCAAUCCAUGUUUAUGGUACUAUGAUCAAUUGGUUCACUUUGAUAAAGAAAUUAAUGCAAAUGUCUAUCGUCAUAGUCUCUGGGAGUAUUAUAAAUGCUUCCAUUGUUCAUUUGAAUGGCAUUUGACACCUCAUAUGACGUUAUAUAUCAAAACCUGUAUUAGGCAGACACCCUGUAUUAAGGGGACACUACAGCAUUCCCCGAGGGUGUCCGCUUAAUACAGGUUUCACUGUACUAUUUUCUUGAUAGACCUCAUGGAGGACUUUCCAUCCCUGGCAGUGGACCUCAGAGAUGAGCCUACAACAGUGCUGCAGACUCUUGGUCUGGCUGUCUCUCAGGUACUGUAGAAACAUGUUUUUUAUUAUUUUUAUUUACACAUUCUACAAGUUAUCUCGGUCUACGUAAAAGUUGGGUCGAGGGGUUAGUGAUCAGCUCAUGCAUGUAUAUAUAAAGUACUUUAAUUUGUACAAUGCAGUCUGAAAUCCUGAGCCUUUCACAUGUAUGAUAAAUUGAAACAUUAUUUUCUGCUUUCCCGUUUAAUACACGUACUUUGUUCAUGCAUUUUUAGUGGCCUGUAGUUUAUUGUUUCCUUGUUGAUGAAAAUAUUCAUUAUAUUAAUAUCAGUGGCAUGUAUGUCUGUAAAAAAUAAAAAAAUGUACAAAUAGAGAAAUAAUGAUAAUAAAAAUAAUAAUGAUGAUGAUGAUGAUGAUGAUGAUGAUGAUGAUCACAAUAUUUUAUUAUAUGUAGGACUCAAAUUAUCUUUAAAAGCAUUGUUAUUGUACCUACAACUGUAUUUAGUGCAGUGUGAAAGAGGCCACAUACAUGUUGUGCUAAAUGUGAUUCUAUGUACAUUGAUUAAUAAUAUGAUCUUAACAAUGAUUAUGCCACCCUUGUGAUGGUAGAUCCUGCUCACUGCGGAGACAGGAGAAAGUCAGCAAGUUGCAUGUCUGGUUGACUUGCCAUACAUACAAGCCAGGUAUUUGUACAGGUCUACAUGUACAUGUUAGUCUUUUGUACGAUGGUGUCUGCAUUUUACUAUUAGUUAACUACCAGAAUGUACUUCUUUGUCCUUUCGUAUUUAAACUUGGUUAUCCCAAGGUUUGAAUAACAAAAGCUACAAUUUGUACAAGAAGCAAAAAAAGAACUCUGACUGGUAGGUCAAGUAAAAUGAUGUAAUCAUGCGAUUGGCCUAUCAAUAUUUUUAUUGCAUAUAUUUUAGUACAGCAAUAUAAUAUGUAGUAGUCAGUUGUGUUUGUGAACAGAGGCAGGGGUUAACUUGCCCUAGUUUGUCUUAGAGCAGCUGGUAGACUAGGAGUGUUAAUAUUCGCUUUGUCAAUGUUUUGUCUAUUUUAACAAAUACCAUUCUCCAAACUCAGUGCUUGAUUGUCUAAAACUUUGACAAAGACACUGUGUAUAGCAGAGAAGUGUCUCGUAACCUAAGUCAAAACCAGAUCUUACAUGUAAGUUUGUUUUGUUGCAAAUAAUGUAUUAAACUAAAGGUAAAUUAUCUGCUGUGAUACUAUUGAACUUUCUUUUGUUCUUCUUUAUCAGGAUAACUAACUUUGAACCAGUCACCCAACUCAAAAGCCUUAAAUCUAAUUAUUUUGGUAGGUAAAACAUAGUGAUGAUGAAAAUGUAGUCGUUAUAACUCUAAGUAAUGAAAAAUAAAUAAUGAAAAAUUGUCAUUUUUUAUUUUUCAUUCUUUUUCUUUAUUUUUCAUUUUUCAUUUUCUUAAUUUUUCUUAAUUUUUCAUUUCAUUUAUUUCUUAUUAUAAGAAAUAAAUGAAAUGAAAACCAUAGAUGCAAUGUACUCUCACUGUUAGAUAACAUUAAUUUUUGAAUCAACAACUCUAUUACUUGUUUGUUUUAUUAUUAAUAUCCACUUAUGUAAAUUUGUCCAGUGGUAGAAAUUGAUAAUUUCCUAUUUAUAUAUUAGCAUAUAUUAGUUCCUUUGCUGAUAGAAUUGAUGGACUCAGUUGGUUUCAAACAGACUAGGGAGGCUAGGAUGAACCCCUUUAUAAUGGAGCAUCAACUCUAGACUCACAAGUUACAAAGAGCUCAUAAAGCUUUAGGAUAUCCCCAUUUUAGGUGAUUGCCAGGCCAAUAUUGAACAAGAUACAGCCAAUAAAAAUCUCCAAAAUUUGAUAAAAAUUAUAGAUGUCUAGGCAAUUUUCUUGGUAAGUUUUCAAGGUUUUGAAUGGCUGUAUCUUGUUCAGUAGUAGCCUGAUUAACACCAAACUUGGAAAUUUGUAAAGCUUGAUGUUCUCAAGAUUUCUUUUUAUUUGAGUCUUGAGGAAUGUUCAGUUACUAGAUAAUCCCAUUAAUUAUCACACAUGAACUUUUGUUCCGAGUGCCCUCACUUUGAAAGUAGGCAAUAGGCCAUUUGCACGAUGGCAUCGUUUUACUACAUUUUGUACUAUGCCCAGAAUCCUUUUCAUUUUUCUUUUCAUAUCUGAAUUUGGUAAUCUCAGUGAGGUUUAAAUAACAAAAGCUGCCCUAAUUUGUACAAGAAAGCAAAACUCUAAAGGAUUCAGGUUAAAGUAGUAAAAUGACACCAUCAUGCAAAUGUCCUAUUCUCACACAAUUUACUAAGUACAGUUGACUCUCUCUUAUAAUGUUUGUGACCAUUCUAGGUAAAUUUGUGGCAAUUCGUGGGACAGUGGUUAGAGUGAGUAACGUUAAACCACUAGUCACUAAUAUGGCAUUCAGCUGUAACCUCUGUGGAGAGAUGCAGGUACAGUGUAUGUGAUACAUUUUGAGUGAAAUUUCAUGUACUGGACUUUUUACCAUAUAGGCUUGAAAGAAGUAGAUUUUCUUGGUGGGCAAUUCAAGUAACUUUUAAUACUCAGUAAAGUUCCAGAAAAGUAAUCUUCUAACAAAGUCACUUUAAGACCAGCAUAACUUUUCCCCAGUCAAGUAAAAUGUGACAGCUGCUUGUCCUAUGGGCAAGCUGGAAUUCACAUGCAUUGUUAUAAAGAUCUAUAGUAUACAUCUACUAUACCAAAAGUGCUUCUUCUCAACCUUAUCCAACCUGUUGUGUUAUAAUAGUUAUAGUACACCCUGCGUACAUGUAUCUUGUAUUUAUACAUGUGCGUUAAUACAAACCCUGCAAAUAAGUUGGAAAAACUGAGCCAUCGGCAAUAUCACGGCCGAAAGGUGACCUUUUCCCAGAUUAAUUUUAUAGUUUGUAUCGGAGAGUUCAUUUUCUGUCUUUGCUUAGGCAAUUUCUCUUACAGAUGGAAAAUAUGCAGUGCCAACUAAGGUAAUUUUUUUCCUUUGUGUACAUCUAAAUGGAAGCAUUCAUCGGCAAACCCAAGAGGGUGGUUUUGGAUUUGGUGCUGGGAAUCUGAAACCUUAAUAUAAUUUAGUAAGUCUUCCAAGGUUUUCUUGCAUUCAGGAGACUUGCAUUCUUUGCUUAAACUCACAGUCUAUAUAGUUUAGUUUUAUUAUUUCAUUUGCACAUCUUGCCGGCUUGUUCCCAGGGUUAGGUUAAUUCUUCUGCACCAAUUUUUAUUACAAUAAAAAAGUCAAUACAGAUGACAUAUGUAAAUCUCAUAAGUAAUGCAGGUUAUAUUUGCUGUUAAUAAUGUAGCAUGAUUGUACAGUUUAGCUGAAGAGAAAGAUCAGAGUUUUUUAAUAGUAUUAGAAAAUAAAAAUCAUUAUCGAUGUCAUUUGCAAAUGAUUGUUAAUAUUUUUUCUUAUUAAAAUCUAUAUUUCAACUUAGACAUAACUAUCCUCUUUUAUUGGUGUAACAGUGUUCAUCUGUGGAUUGCCGCGGGAGAUCCUUUACUCCUGAAAGAAGUUCUCCAUUGACAAAAACUAUUGACUGGCAAACUGUCAGGUAAAACAUUUGAAAAAAAAAAUGUUUAAAAACUACAUGAACUGGUAAAAAUGAUAGUCUGCAUAUUAGGCAUGUGCCCAAGUUUUAAUCUUGUGUGACUAGAAAUCUUAGUUUUUUCAUACAAAUCAUAUGCUGGGCACCCUAGAUUUUACAGGUUCAGAGCACUCGGCUUCCUUCAAUUUUACUAAGAGUACAGCCUUGAUUAGGUCAGUGAAAUCGUCUUUUUGGGUGAGGUAUCUAUUGUCACUGGUCUCUAUAUGAUGAUGAGUUAUUAGGAUUAGGUUUCACUGUUUUGGUCCUUUAAUCGAUAUUAGUUCAUGAAACAUAAUGAGAGCCCCCAUUUAAAAUGGUGCACUCAUCUCAAUCUUUUGGUGAAUUUCAUUAACUGUGACUUCAGACUGUGAUCGUGACCUCCCUCCUUCCCGCCCUGGUACAGAACUUGUCCUUCCUUUUUCAGAAAUCUGGGUCCAGGACUUCCCACUGUUUGUGAAUUCAUAGUUAAAAACUUACGUGUCACUAAAAUUGUCGGUUUGUCUGGGAAAGUCUGCUUGGAAUUUGUUUGGUUUGAAUCUGACCUAGGGUUACAAUGGGAAGCAUCCAAAAAAUCCAAAAAAUCCAAAAAAUGUUUUCACCUUGAAAUCUUAUGUGUCUCACCACUGAACCUAAAAAAUGGGGGUACAAAAAUUUGUGCAACUUUUCUGUAGCUGCCAAAUCUAGAGUACCUGUAAGUUGUAGUGUGACAUUAAAGAAGUGAGGAUGAUAAAAAGUUACAAAAUAAAUGAUCUUGUUAUUCUUUCAUUAAUGACACUUACAAUCUGUUUCUUCCUUUCAUAGAGUUCAGGAGAUCAUGGAUGAUGAUCAGAGAGAAUCUGGAAGAAUUCCAAGAACUGUAGAGUGCGAGCUGACAGCUGAUUUAGGUAGAGUUAUGGCUAAAACUUUUAUUUGACGUAAAAAGCCUGUAUCAGCUGGUUACGAAGUAGCCUGCGAUCAUGCUCUAUUUCUAUUAUCCCCAUAGUUAUGCUCCUUACAUUAUUUUUUCCCACGCUUUCCCAAAUCUCCUGGGAUCCCUUUUUGGUUAUUAAAAAACUAGUAAUAACCAAAGGUUAUGGAGUCAGGGCGUCAGCAGCGGAAGGUCAAAACGCUUUUUCUCCAAUGCUGUGCGCAAGUUUCAUGUGAUGGAUGGUGAAAACACGCGUGAUCAGAUUACGAAUUGUAGAAAGUCCACACGCGAGUGAUCAAAUUGCGUUGUGUGCAUUCCAUUCAUUCUUAGAGGACGUCCAAACGAAUGCUGGCUAUAUACGUGCGAUGCUUGCGUAAUAACAACCUGGCGAUUAGGAUUGCGGGCUGCUCUUGUCGCCGGCAAUAAGAACUCCUGUUGAUAGUGGAGUGUUUGUGACUGGUAAUUGUCACACCAUCUUUUUAUAUUUGAAGUGACAAAUAUAAUAAUAUUCUAAGAUUACAUGCACAGCAAUGUAAAUUGUGUCCUAUUGACAUGCUUGUGAAGGGUAAGCUAACUGGUUUGCCUUUUGCCAUUCAGGGCCGGGUUGUUCAAAGAUGGGUUAAGAUAACCCAGGUUUAGUCUGAAAUUUGAAUAAUUUACAUAUGAAAGCUUAAAAGCAAAUUCAGUUACCUUCUCUCUUGUCGAAAUAGAAUAGAGAAAAUCAUUGGAGAAUAUGCCUUUGAACAAAAGAAAAAAAAGACCCGGAUUAAAAUUUAACCCCCUUUUAGCGCUAGUCGGAAUUAGAACAACUGGGCCCUCAGGAUUCUAAACCGUGUUUUGUGCUUUUAAGAAUUAAAAUUUGCUGUCAGGUUUUAUGCUGAUAUGCUGCUGAGGGUAACCAGCGCUUUUUUUCGUUGUUGAUCAUUUUGUUUUAUUUCUUUUAGUGGAUAGCUGUGUGCCUGGUGAUAUGGUCACCAUUACAGGUGUUGCCAAGGUUACAACCUCAGAGGAAAGUAAGAAAAUUAAUGUGUAGUUCCAGAAAAUAUCCACCCCCUUCCCCCCUCAACGCAGGGCACUUUUAUCUUAGACCCCUACUUCUUUAGAAUUUCCAUUCCAGGGGCUGCUUGUCAUACCCCCUCACCCCCUGGAAUUUCCGUGAUUUUCCAUCUUGGCUGGGAGCCCCCUGGGAAAAAUAUUUCUGCCAAAAAGCUGUUGCACUAUACUACUAUGCGGAAUGUAAUUGUUGCUGAGAUAAGGUGAGAAAAAAUUGUCAAUUUUGCCCCGUAGAGUUCUUUCUUCUGUGUUGUGUGGGAUUAAAAAAUAGUCAAUUAUUUAAACCGGUGAAAUCAAGGGUGCCCUGCAUAUGAUUGCAAAAAGUAAGACUUUCUUGUCGCUUUAGGACAAAAGUAAGGUACCAAGGCCCACCAUGUGCCGCCAGAGCAAAACCCUAACCUGGAGGGGACUACUGAGGUCCUCUGUCCCAUCCUUUCUUUACCACAAUUGGGAUAUGUGUGUACAUUCUAACCUCUCUUUACGGACAACUCUAUAAUACGGACACCUCUCUAUUACGGACAGUUCAUUUGGUCCCAGAAAUGCCAAAAAUCAUUUAUUUCCUACCUCUAUAAUACGGGCACCUCUGUAAAGCGGACACUUUGUUCUGUCCCUUUGGUGUCCGUAUUAAAGAGGUUUGACUGUAUAUGUGUGGCCCCGGUUUUUCAAACGUUGAAUAGCACUAUCUAGCGGUUAAGUAUUAGGGAUAGAGGUUAAUUUUAUCUGGUAUACAGUGUAGAUCCACCUUUUCAACUCCUGGAGCGUGAGGGUUACAGAUUUCACCGAUAAUUCUUGACAAAACUCUCCACCUGUUUAGAUCGUAACAGAAACAACAAAGACAAGUGUAUGUUUCUCUUAUACAUCCAUGCUAACGCCGUGAAUAACAACAAAGGGAAUACCAGUAGUGGAGAGCAGACUAGUGGACUGUCCAUGGAAUUCUCUAUUAAGGUACAUGUUCUAUGUGGUUCGCAACGAACAUUUUCUGCUGCCUCGUACCCAGACGUCUCUCUCUCGAUGAAAAUGUGCGCGCAAAGGAAGGCGGGAAGGAGACGUCUGUACCCUUCCCAUGGUUCCUUGCGGUUCAUCACCAGUCACUCGCCUCUACCAUUAACCGCCUCUACCUUGCGAAAAACGAAGCGCCUGAGGAGGGGGCUGCAUAUUCUGCGUCCUUCAGAUCCUACAUUUGGGAGCUUUUAAACAACCCUCGCUUAUUGGAAGUGGGCGUUUUGUGUUAUCUGACAGUGGUUUUGCCCUAACCUUCGGGCAAAUCGUGUCUAUAAGUGUAAAGCAACUUGACAAUACAAAUUUAGUAGCGUCAAGGCAUAUCAAAAGGGAAAGAGCCUCACUUCCGGUGUUGAUGUGUGUCGCUCAAAAACGUGUUUCCUUAGGCUCCGUAAUAAGGAAAAGCCAAAACUUUCGUUUCUUUGCAGUUGUUAGUACAAUAAUGGUACGAACCAACGUACAGUCAUUAGUGGACCAAAUUAUGGCCUUUUUUCAUGAUAAAAGAGCUUUCUGUACCAACACUAUAAACCGCUUACUGGGCACAAACUUGGUCAUUAUACAGGUCAUAAUGUACCUACAUUUCCAGUGUUGGUAAACAAGAUUCAAAGGUCGGGUCGAAGUGCAAGGAUUAAUUAGUCAGUUAGUGCGCGGCCUUGUGUGCGGGCGGUUCCGAGGUCGAUUCCCAAGUGCCACCACAAAUCCAUCUUUCGACUUCUUUCCUUUCCGUGUAGCUUUAAGUAGCUUUAAGUACCCGCACAACGUAGCACUGAAUCUGACGGAGACGGGGAUGGGGGGGGGGGGGGGNGAGCGCUCCGUCGGCCUCAGGUUUGUCAAUUUAAGUACUGUUAAGAGAAACCAACCUAAAAUAGGGAUCUUGACGCCGUUUUUAUCUUACCUGUGAGUAGAGUUACAUGUAAAGUGGCAAUAAUCAUCCUGUGUAAUUUCCGUGGGUAGGAACUGUAUGCCAUUCAAGAAAUUCAGGCUCAGGACAACUUGUUUCGUCUUAUUGUUGGGUGAGUGAUAUUAAUAUCAAAAUUAUAGUGGUUUUGUCACCUUUCGUGCAAGAUUCAUUUUAUAAUCUCUCAAACCCUUCCUAUCCAAUUGCUUUGCAGAUCACUUUGUCCUUCCAUUUAUGGACACGAGGUAACCCUACCUUUUUGAAUUUUAUUUCUGCAACCCGAAAAUGUUUUAAAAUGUUUUAUAUAAUAAUACAAUGACUAUUGAUUUUGCUCUGUGUUAGCUGGUGAAAGCUGGAUUGGUGUUAGGUCUCUUUGGAGGAACUCAGCGAUACUUGAAUGACAAGGUAACUAUAAGCCAUAUUGCAAUAUGUUGCAGACAUCAUCAACAACAGUCUUACUUUAUAUGCCCAAAGACAAUUUUUUUUACAACGAGCAACGCCAGGGAGGGUGACAAUUACCAGGUAGCCAGAAUUGUAAACUACGCUAUUCUUAUAAACAGAUGCAGGGCAGUAAAACAUCAUCUGCGAAACGAUUGCCCGACAUACACAUGUUGCUAAUUACAGACCCUUUAAUUUUUAUUGGGUCAAUCAAUAGUUGUGGGAUAAAGGACUACAAUAGAGUUUUGUACAAUCACGAGUUCUUUGUGGUUUGGGUCUUUACUGGCCAGUGAACAGUGUUAAGAAAAUAGUUUGAAACUGUUUGCGCGCGCCACAAUGGCCAAAAAUUAGCGCAAUUGGAAUGGUGCAAUAAGUGUGCUACGAUUUGAAAUGAAGAUAUACAAGAUAUGCUGACACUGCUGGAUAUACUUGCUGAAAAUCAUCCUGGCAAACAGAAAUCCAGAUUGCGCCAGAAUAGUGACAGGACACCCAAGGAACCACAGGGGGCCCUGGGGGCUCACAGCAAAAGGAAGUAGAACCUGCUGUUGGCGAUGUAGUCCUCACUUUAUUCGUUUAAGGCAGAAAUCCUAACUAUAGGCCUUUGAAUGGGAAAAAUAUUGUUUUUGCAAGGUCGUUGGUUUUGAGAGUUUGUCACGCGGAGAUUUGACUGGUUUUACAUACACCUCCUAAGUCUUGUCUACCGCUUCUUCCGUUCCACAGAAUCGUAUUCCAGUCAGAGGGAAUCCACACAUUCUGGUUGUUGGUGACCCAGGUCUUGGAAAAAGCCAGGUAAACUCAUUUGUAAAACAUUCUUUUUGUGCAUUGUUAUUGGUAACUGUUCUGUAAUGGACGUACUUUUGAACGCCUGUUAUUUUUUUUUGUAGAUGCUACAAGCGGUAUCUAAUGUUGCUCCUAGAGGUGUCUACGUUUGUGGAAAUGCGACUUCAACUUCUGGACUCACGGUAAUAAUAAGCAAUUGUCAUAUUUUCCAAUGUAAACAAACCUCGUCGCAUUGAAAUAACGGUCGAAUCUCUUAUAGCGACCACUUCUCGUAAGCGAAGUAGCUGUAAUUAUAUGUUUUGUUUCUCAGUCAAAUACUGAGUGUUUCAAAAAAUCUCUAGUAGUCGAUAACUACUUCCUUGGCUAGAUAUUUGACACGUUUUGUUUUCCGUUUCCGCGUCAGUGACCACCAGGCACGAUCUAAAGAAAACCAUUACUCCAAUGUCGCCAAAGUUCAAUUUUUAAUACGUCUGAUCCGGCUUGCUUACAGAUAAUAACAACUGAAUUUACAAAAAAAAGAGGUUGUAAUAUGAUCUAUAGGUAAUUACAUGCGGAUUGUUACAGUGAUCUGUACCAAAAUGUAACGUACAAGAUUUCAGCAGUACGAGGUGUGGUCAGAAAUGCAAAAGCAUUCCUACUUUCAAACAAAACCAGAAAGGUUCAUUUAUAUACAUAUGAAAGAGUAAAUAAAUAGGCCGCCAUUAUGACAUUGGUCUAUAUGUCGCAGGUGACUCUUUCUAAAGAGGGUUCAUCCGGGGAUUACUCUUUAGAGGCAGGAGCACUUGUUUUGGGAGACCAAGGUAGGUUUAUAACUGCUCAUUUAUUUCGCUCGCCCUUAAAGUUUUCAUUUCCCUCCACACCACCACCUCAUUUCUAUUGUUUUCCCUGCGCCACCACCACCGUUAAUUAACCGAGACAUUUAUCGACAUAAAAAUAACUAAAUAAUCUGUCAAACCGGUCAAACAACUUAAAUAUAGUAAAUAUCCUUAUCUUAAUGGGAGUCCCCCGCAUUUUAUUCAUGAGAUAAAUACAAAAAGCUAUGACGUCAUCGGCGUUAAUAGGGACUUUAAGGGCCUGUUUACAUGGGGGACCCCAGGUAGGUGAGGUAACCUGCUUAGGUGGGGUAACCCGCCUGUCCAUACAAUCUCUCAUUUUAAUUUGGUCACGUUUAUAUGAUAGGUGUGGUGACCAUAUGAGAGAUUAUAUGGACAGGCGGGUUACCCCACCUAAGUGGGUUUCCUCACCUACCUGGGGUCCCCCACCUCCACGUAAACUGGUCCUAAGAUCCGACGACGAGACGGCAACGAGAACGUCAAAAAAAAUCAAUAGGUUUAAAAAGCGAAACAAAACCUUUGCUCGUGCAUCACGCUUUUUUGUAAAUUUCGUUGCCGUUUUUGCACGACUACGCCGUGAAAAUGCCUAAUUAAACGUUUAAUUGGGGACGAAAACAAGCGACGGCGAAAUUUUAUUUCUCUUUGUGCACUUGGGCAUGGUUCUUAGGAAUUUUAACUGAAGGAGGGUUCGCCUACAUUUGACAAAGUAAGUGGGUAGAAAUAGUCACGAUGAAGGCUAGAAGGACGCAAAUUCACCUUUUAAGCGAAGAGUUCUCUGCCGUCGCGUCUUCGGAUCUUUAAGUCCCUACUUUAUUCCUGCGCAGGUUAAUGAGAUUCCUGCACAAAGAAGGGUUGGUUCGGUCCUUGUUAUACUACUUAACGUUGACUGCAAUCUGAAGCCAAAGGCAAACCAACGGAUCUUCGUCAACGUCUUCUUGCAUCUGUGUAUAGCUGGAACCCACCAGCGUAGCCAGCAGAGGGUCCAUGUUACUUUUGUGCAUGCAAGAGUAGAAUAAAGGUGAUGUUAUACGGGACGAUUCGCAACGACGAUUUUAAGCUCAACGCAACGUUGCAACAUUGUUGCAGCAUUGUUUCGAAUAGCUGCAACAUUGUUCCAACAUUGGAACACUGUGUUCCGCUAAAAAUCGUCGUUGCAAAUCGUCCCGUGUAACAUCGCUUUAAGGGCUGUACUAACAGUUUUGAAUGUGAUGUUUGCUCGUCAAUGCACUGUUUCUGGCUUGAAUUUCUCGCACAUUAAAGGAUCUAUUCACAUGUGAAUAUUUUAAAUGAUAUUCUGUGCGUUAGCUUUCAUUACAAACUACGCACCUAUUUAACCUGAAUUGAUCAAUAUCCGACUUUAUUUUGCUUUUCAGGGUGCUGUUGUAUUGACGAGUUUGACAAAAUGGGAAGUCAGCAUCAAGCUUUGUUGGAAGCAAUGGUAAGGUUGUUUGAACUAAACUUCAAGUUUUGUCUUUCUCUUUUUUACAAAGCUUCGACACUUGGACAGAAUUUUGAUAAGAUUUCCGUGUAUUUUCGUCGUAUCGGUGACCUUAUCAUCCCAUUGCCAUAGUUAUCAAUUGUCGCCUCUUUUCAUAACAUUUUUCCACCAUUUAUUUCUCUUCCUCAACACAAAGCACACGAUAAAGAUUCCAGAGGAUGGUCUGCAGUUGUAUAUACAGCACGACAGCAGUCUCUCCGUACUGAGCUAAAUUCUUAGAGCGCUCAAAGGGUCGGGUUCAUUUUCCAACACUGAUACAUCCAGGGUUCGUACGGCUCAUGUAAAACCUGGAAAGUCAUUAAUUUAAGAGUUCCAUUUUCCAGGCCUGAAAGAAAUGGAAUUUAAUUGUCGGACCUUGAACGUCGUGGAAAAUUAAAGUUGUGUGGUAGAUUAGUUUCUGCGGAUUACAAAGCAAUGGCAAUGUACGAUAGAGAGGGUGGACAUCAUAGUUUGUGUCUGUUAAACUGUUUAGGUCAAAAAAUACCCUAAAACAAGGGAACGUUCUGAAAAUGUUCGCAAGUGACAACUUUACCUAGAGUCAUGGAAAACUUGAAAAGGUCAUGAGAAAAAGUCAUGACAUUUGAAGAGCUCAAAGAAUACGAACCCUGUAAAACAAGAGACUAUAAAGGGGACAGAGAGGGCAUCCCCCAUAUACACCCUAUUCCAUAGGUAAUUCGUCUCGAGUUAUUUUUAGAAUCGGGAUAAAGUUACCUCGCGCGAGGCGUGGAUGUUUCGUGGAUGUUUCGCAUGACUAAACGCCGUGCAAAACAUGUCGGGCGAAAGGCAAUGAAAGCGUAAAAAGAUCGAGAGCAUUCCUGAAUAUUGAAGCGAAAUGAGUCGGCGCUCACCUGGGAAAAAGGAAUCGCUGGACUCUUUGACAACCCGUGAAAUCAGUUUAACUCGAAAUUGUCGUAACCUCAGUGCUUUAAUAAAAUGAGAAAUUUCGCCGGUCUAUUGAAACCGGUCGUUUGUACAAUUAGGGAGUUUAAGAUCCAACGACGCGGACGACAACUAGAACGUCAAAAAAACAAUAGGUUUAAUUAGCAAAACAACAACUUCGCACGUGCAACACACUUUUUUGUUCAUUUUUUUCCUGUUUUUGCACGACUACGACGUGAAAAUGCCUAAUUUCGCGUUUUAUGGAGGACGUAAACAAGCAACCACGAAAUUUUAUUUCUCUUUCUGAGCUUGAAUAUGGUCCCUUGAAAUUCAGCUUCAGGAGGGUUCGCCUACAAUUGACAAAGUAAGUGGGUAGGAAUAAUCGCUAUAAAGACUGAAAGAACUCAAAUUCACUUUUUAAGCGACGUUCUUGUCGCCGUCGCGCCGUUGGAUCUUAAAGUCCCUAAUAAGGCAAGUAGGACGCCAAGUGUUAUUUUUGUUGAAUAAUAAAAGACUAAUAAAGGAAUAAAUAUCAAACCAGAAAUUGCUCUCUUCAAACUGUAAACUAUAAAUGAUCCUGAGAGAAUAUUCAGUGUGUUAAGGAUUUCCCUGCUGUACUGUUAGCUCUAUAUAAGAGAGGAAGGGCGAUUCUUUUUUAAUUUCCGUUUCGCUGACACAGCUUUCGCAGAAAUCUCGCUGUAGUCGUUUUCGUCGACAAAAGGAAUAGCAAAAUCGCUCUCCGCGUCUUCCCCCAUUUUGUUCCGCGUCAAUUCGUGGAGGACGCGUGGCUCUAGCGUGGGUCGUCCACGCGGAGUACAUUCGCGCUAUGUGAUUGGCUGUUGUCCAAUCCCCCUUGGGAUCUGCGGUUCUAAAAAUAACUCGAGACGAAUUUCCUAUGGAAUAGGGUGUAUAUGGGGGAUGCCCUCUCUGUCCCCUUUAUAGUCUCUUGCUGUAAAACCAUUACACGACCCUUGCUACAUGCAAUGUUGUGUUUUUCAUGCACUUGCGAUUUUCCUCUUUGGUGCUCAGGCUUCAGGAUCUCUUGUUUACUUUCUUGACGCUGCGGAAAGAAGUUUAUAUUCAAGUCUAUGAAUUUAUUAAUAUGGGCUUCUUGUUUGAUUUAGGAACAGCAAAGUAUAAGUAUUGCAAAAGCUGGCAUUGUCUGUAGGUGAGUGAAAAAUCUUCCGUGAGUUAGCAAGUAAUUUUGAUGUCUAUUAAUGCUUUGUGCCUCCCGAAUACUAGAGAAGCGUUGUUUAUUUCACGUCCGCCAGUUACAAUGGGGAGGUCAAAAUGGAAAUACGUUUGCACUUAUGUAGUAUUACGGUGGAAAAUGUAAUAAUAUUUCCGUUUGUGGAUCAAGAAAGGAGGGCGUUUGUCGACAGUUUUCUCUUCUUUAUUUACUUCUCGUAAUAGAAAUUAGAAUCUAGACAACGGAAUUCCGUCUAGUGGCUACCUGCUUUGUGUUUGAGGCGUGUGUACUCCAAUUGUCUCCUCUAGUAUCCUGUUUUUCAUGAACGUAACUGGAAAACAGUCUCCACUCGUCCUUUAUUUUGUGACGCAAACGCUAUUUUUCACACAACCUUUUAUGGCAAGUAAUGCCAUAUUGAAAGAUUCAUCGUGACAGGCCCAAUUAAGAUAAAGUUAUCAUUCGUCUCACAAUAUAGUACUAGGGUGUAGCGAUGCAGUGAGCCUGGAAAUGCACCAAUGUGUAUGUUGAUCACUGUGAUGCAAAAGAUAAAACUGCGUAAUCGCUCGACCUUAUCGCCUGAUGAAGACCAGCACACAGCAGUAAGCAUUCGAAACGACGUGAACCACAUCACAAGUGAUCACAAAUGACUUUAUCGUAUGACGAGCUAAAAGUUUGUUGUUAUUGUGUCAUCUUGCUAACACGAGCUUGGAAAGUUGACGUUCUGAAUAUAUCAUUUCAGCUUACCAGCAAGGACGUCUAUCCUUGCAGCCGCUAACCCAGUGGGUGGCCACUACAACAAAGCAAAGACUGUGUCGGAGAACCUCAAGUGAGUCUACUCUGACAAGUGAAGUUAAAUUGUUUGUGGAGUGCGUUAUAACCGUUUUUACGUAAUCAAAUUAUACAUAUACAUUGUUAAAACCUAGACAAUCACGUUUCUUUUGAAGUUAUUUUAUUGGUUCAUUUUUUUGGAAUGUCUGACCGUGCAAAACCCUCCCUCCUCAUAUCCAAGGAAGACCCAUUUAUCCGAUUCUCCUUAUUUCAAAGAUUCUUUUUGCAAGAAUUUAAAAAUUUAUUCUUGUAUUUUUUGGCACAGUUUCGAGUGAUCACCCGAGCAUACUGCCCCGCCCACUUUUACAGCCCUGUCCCAGUAAAGUAGCCUGCAAAUACGGCUCCUCGCUCCCUGCCUUUAGGGACGUUUCGCGGGGAAAAAACGUUAAACGCAAAACGUCCUUGGCGACAAGGAUUGAAGAAAUACGGUUAGUAGGGUACUAGUAAAGCAGCUUGUAGCUUAUUCUCUAGUCUACGAGCAGUCUUUCUUUUUUGCUGGUCCGUCGAACAAAACGCGCGAAACACGCAAAUGAUCGCGUCUCGCGGCUUCACCACUUGACGCUCGCGCGCGCGUGCAUUUACCUCACUAAAUCUGAAGAAAAGGAGGGACUGCUUGCAGUCAACUUAUUCAGUUUUGUAUCUUUUACUUCCUUUUGUCCAGGAUGGGGAGUGCUCUUUUGUCUCGUUUUGAUCUUGUAAGUAGUUUAAAACAUCAAUAUUAUAUCUUGUCUUUUUUGAGAAGUUGAGUAGUACCUUCUUGUAAUGCUCUUAAUACUACUGUGCGCUAUGCAAGUUCGUUCUUACUCUUGAGUUUGUGGAUCAAAUCGUUAAGUGUGAUUACUUAUAAAAACUGCGAAAUGUUUCUCAGUGCUGCUUUUUAUUAUGCUGCGCAAAGUAGGAAUGAUACUCUUAUUUACAAUCAACUCUCGCCUUGCGGACGUGACACCUCUGAUACGGACACCCUAAUACUAAGAACAGUGACUAGAAAUACAGACGUGUGACUGAAAUAAACUCCCGCCAUUACGGACAUCAACUCGCGCACUGUGCGGUACUGUACUUCAUAUUAGACACAAUUAUUUCUAAUUUCCAUUUCCUUCAUGUAGUCACUCACAGAAUUGCUUUCAUUUAACUGAAGGGGACACUUUGCGAUCUCCAUCAUAUCUAGCAUAAAUCUCAUUAACAUGGUAUCCUGGACAUAUUUUAAUGUUAAAAUGCGUGGUUCACGAGUUGGUUUGCAAUAAUGGGGGUUGACUGUUUUGGUUAUAUAACAGGGACUGACAGUUUUAAUAAACGCGUUUCAUUAUAGGUGUUUAUUUUGCUGGAUAAGCCGGAUGAGGUAAGAUUUAUUUUGAGAGAGAUAGUUUGGUUUGUUGUUUUCUGACGAAUUGAAAAAGAAGUUUAGAUUAACGAAAUACGUAUAAAACUUACAUUUUCUCUUUUUGUUUUAAAACAGGAAAUGGAUUCCAUGUUGUCGGAACAUGUCAUGGCUUUACAUGCUGGAAAAAAGAGGUGAGUCAUCAGUUAAUCUCCGACGGCAGAGCAAAGUAUGUCGCUGGGUGAUAAAUCGUCUUUUAAUCUGUAUAAAAUUGUUUGCUUUUUUGCAGUGCGUUUGGAGUAGCCACUGCCAAGCGUCGCUCUAGAGAGGUACAGUUGUUUAUCGCUCAGUUAACGCCUUAUAGGUUUUGAAUAUUUUUAAAUGGUGUUGGUGAUAGGUUUGAACUCUUUGUAAUAGAGUCAAUAGAUAACUGGUCAGUGGACAGAUAACAACUGAUAUUACGUGAGAAAUAUCUCCCGAGUACAGCCUGGUAUUUUGUGUAUUCUUGAGGCAUUAGUUUGGCCAUUUUGUAUUCGUAUAAUGAGUGAAACAGUUUUGCCAACGCCCUUCUUUUUUGAAAGACGCCUUUGGGGUGUUCCUUUUACAGUCGAUGAAUUCACGAUUUAAGUCAGUCGCUAAAAUGGCAAACGUUUUUCAUAUUUAGUCAACGUUUUUGGGCUCAUAACGAAUUAGCCGGGGAACGUAGACCAACCUAAGCCCUAACAAUGAGAAGCGCCGGAAAAUAUAUAGAAGAAACCAUGUGCCAAGCGUGAAAAAAUAUGUAACCUAUACCGGUGGCGAGUGCAAAGCCACUGAGAGGCGUGGGAAAAUAUAGAAUAGCCGAAACCUAAGGUAAGUGCCAAGCGUGGGAAAACAUAUUUAUCUCAAAUCGGUGGCAAGUCCAAAACGUGGAAAAAUAUAUUAUGUAUACCGGUGGUAAAUGUAAACCCAAAUAUAGCUGAAACCGGUUAUCUCACACCUAGAUCUCUUGUCCACGAAACUCGCCUUUGGCUUCGUGAUAUAAUCCAUACCAGUGGCGAGUGUAAAGCUACUGAGAAGCCCGGGGAAAUAUAUAUAGCUUCAACCGGUACCAACUACCUAGCGCGGGAAAAUAUAUAACCCAUACCGGUGGUGAGUGUAAAGCUACUGAGAAGCGCGGUAAAAUAUAUAAACCAUUAUGGUGGCGAGUGUAAAGCUACUGAGAAGCGAGGGGAAAUAUUUAUAGCUUCAACAGUUACCAACUGCCUAGCGCGGGAAAAUAUAUAACCCAUACCGUUGGCGAGUGUAUAGCUACCUAGAAGCGCAGGAAGCUAAAACCGGUGGUUAGUGCCAAGCGCGGAUUUAUCCUUCUUCGUCACCGCCCAUGGAGAGUAACUGAAGUCUGGUAACUAAUAAUUGGGCCGUUAAUCAAUUGUCACUAAGCUGAAGUAGUGUUAGGUUGUGUUCAGCCUACGUAGUGUAAAUAACCGCGUGUUUUUCCUCACCCAACACAGGACAGUUGCAGUGAUGAGGACGAGACCAAGAAGCAGUGGGAGGCUGGGAAGCCACUCUCUGAACGUCUAAAGGUGAAAUAAACUCUUUUCCUUUUUCAAUUAAGUUUUAUCUGGCUAUCAGGAAUUUUCUCAUAGGGCUUAUGUGAUCGGGUAUAACUGAGUUUUUGCUAUUUUAUUCUUCUAAGAAAAGUUUUGAUUUUCUUGUACUGGUCAAUGGAAAUUUUCAGUCGUUUUAGUUCGCUGACUUUUAACCAUUGUGUGUGCUCGUUUAAAUUUAAAAUUCCUUGUUCAUGGACAUUUCUCGAUUUUUCUCUCAUGCGUAGAUUGGCCGAAAUGAAGAGUUUGACGCAAUCCCAGCUCAACUUUUGCGAAAGGUAUGCGUCGAGAUACUUUUACUCAACGCUAGUUGAUCUUUUUUUUGGUUUCACGACUUCGCCUGGCCGGGUCACCCUUUUGUGAUGGUAAGAUCACCCUCCCAGACUGGCCAAAAUUUCUCCAUAUAAACACUUUGGCUCGCCCAGCCGGGUCAUCCCGAAAAAUAUCUGAAAAUACGCUAGCGCUGUUUUAGACAAUCAGAUUAUGCGCGACCGCUAUUGGCUCUGGGAAAGGGGUCAUUUUUCUUUCUCAGACAAUCCGCUAAAGUUGACUCUUUUACCUGGGACAGGUUUUCUCCUUAUAAACAGGGCCUAAAUCUAUCAACACCGCUGGACAGAGCGCUUGACCAUAGUUAAAACUUAAACAUCUACCACAGGCACCAAGAAUAUCGUAGAUCCAUUUUAAGCUUUCAUUUUACGUUAAAUGUAGCAAUAACCCACGUUCGAUAUAUUAAGUUAACAGCAAAAUUGGAAUUUUUUCUUGACUCCAUUGUCUUGCAAUCCCCAGAAAAGAUUUGAGCACAAAGAAAACCAAACCACGUAUAGAAAAAUGACCACAAAGCCUCGAAGUCAUGUCAGAAUUUUAAUGCAUGGCACGUGGGCUAUUUUCGUUGGGUAGGUGUUUCUCGAAACGUUGUUAAUUCUGUUGUUCCAUUGUGUCUACUUUACAGUAUGUUGGUUAUGCGAGGACUUACGUCCACCCUAAACUGACACCGGCAGCGGCAGAGGUCUUGCAGGUGAGACGCGUUAAACAGAUUGUAGUUUUUUUUAACAGAUAGGAAAGGAUUUAGAAAAGGAAAUCACCAAUCGUCAUGCGAGGAUGAAGUAAUCUGAGGUGUAACAGAAAAUACAAUUUGCGUUGAUCAGACUUGAAAUAAAUUAAUAUUCUGCUUUGCCGCCACGGAAAAGGGGACUGGGUUCGUGUGUUGCGCGCGAGGUAUCGCGAAUUGAUGUUUUGCAAUAGUUAACGUUUUGGUCUUCGUGACAUUCUACGGUCAGCCUUGCCGCGUCAACUUGUUUCGCGAAAUUAAGUUUUCAUUUUGUUCUAUUUUUGGCUUAGCGUCAUUUUCCAGCUGUGCUAUAGCGUAUACUUCUUAGCUGCUUUUAUUAUCGUUUUGCUUUUAUUUUUCGUUUGCUAUGCAUGUUAUUAUGGCUUUAUUUCACUGAUUGGCGUUAUAACCCCAAAGGUGACGGCGUAGCAACGGCUCGGGCUACACGGUCCCUUUUUCUGCAAUAGUUGUUUUUUUUUCAGGUUUAUUUGUCCGGCUGUGGCGUAUUUAUAUAGAUCUUUUUCACUCACGUGGCCAUCAGCAAUGCAAAUUUCUUGGAAAAAAAGACUGAAAUUGUUUAGGAAAGAGUUCAAUCCCCUUUGGAUUUUUUCUGCAAACCAACAUGGUUGCCGUGACGCCAUGUGAAAACGAUUUGACCAGCCUGAAUUACUGUAUCAUGGGCCUGGCUGACCCACACUCCCACGCCUCAUAACGUUGUUGUUUGUUCGGUCCUGUAGUGCAGGCAAAAUAUUUAUUCUUCACUGUCUUGUUUAUUGACUCAUGGAGUUUGUUUGUUACUUUUUUUGGCAGAAUUUUUACCUUGACCUUAGACGGCAGCACCACAGUGCUGACAGCACCCCCAUCACUACCAGGCAACUGGAAUCACUCAUAAGACUUACUCAGGUACACCUAACUAAAAUUUGUUUAAAAAAUGGCUUUGUAGGGGCAGCACAGUUAAACUCACUGGUUACUUAGUGGUUUGCAUUGUGGUUCACAAAUAAGGAUAAAAACAUUUAAUUAAAAUAAACGUGAUCUCAGCUGACUGAAGUUAAACCAGAUGGGAAGCAUGGCCGAUUAGCUGAAUUCGGUAUCUAUCGAGAACAAAUUCUGUAACGAUUCAAAAGCAAAUGACUGAAGGACAGCAAGGAUCAACUCUCAGGUGUUUGUGUAAAGGAGGUGUCUGUCUUACAAAGAUGAAUCAAACCUCUCUUGCAACAAAUCACCCAAUCUCGUUCCCAGAGGCCGCGAUCCUUUUGGUCAGCGACAGGGAUCGGGACCCGUUGCCAGUUCCGGUUGACAAAGCAACGCGGACUCUGGGAACGAGAUUGCAAAUCACCGGGUUGUUGUAGGUUGUAAAAAGUUGUUGCAGAAAGUAGAGAGUAGUUCUACUCUUUGCAACAAAAUCUGUUCAUGUUGCGCGUUUUACCGGCCUUAGCAAAUGCUUUACAACAAGUGACCUAUUUCCUGUGCAUCGCGUAACUCCCACGUAAUUUUAUCCAAUCAGAACUCAGUAUUCACGCAAGGUGCAACAACUUGAUUUGUUGCAAGACAGGUAGGCUUGGCUUAUUCUGCCUGCCGGAGUGCUCGGAAAAAUCGCUUAUUCUGCUCAAAAUUCUGCUCAGACAUCCUUAUUCUGCUUGAAUUCUGCUCGUUAUCCGAAAAAAAAUUUUGGUCCUUCGGGCCGUAUUUAUUUUUGUAAAAAUAGAAGAGAGCCUGGUCCUAACCCUAAAAAAAAAAAAAAGAAAGAAAAAAAAAGAUGUUCAUUAUGCGUAGCAAAGUUGUAAUUCAUCUGACUUUUAAUGUGAGUGCCUUAUAGCUAUUAAAUAAUCAAAUUAAUCACAAAGUAUUUUCCAUUUGUUUAUUAUUUAGUUUUAAAUUUUGCUUACAACCGUUGUGCAUAUCAAUUGUGCCGCUGAAUUUCCCUUAUUCUGCUCAAAUUCUGCUCGAAAAUGCCUUAUUCUGCCGGCAGAAUGCUCGCCUCAAAAAUCGCAUAUUCUGGCAGAAUUUAUCCAAGCUAAAGACAGGUUUGAAGGUGGUUGCCAAAACACUCAACAAAGUUUUUCAACUCGUUUUUCAGAAUUAGUUGCACGAUUUUGUUGCCCGUUUUUCCGCAACUUUAUACGAGACGUAGUCCUCAACAGGGCUUUUUUUCUAAAGUGAUUUGACUGAAAAAUUUUAUUGUAUCUUGUUUUUUAAGGCUCGCGCACGCCUGGAGAUGCGUGAAAAGGCUAGUCAACAGGACGCCCAGGAUGUGGUGGAGAUCAUGAAAUACAGUCUACUUGAUACGUUCAGUGAUGACUUUGGAAACCUGGAUUUUCAGCGCUCCCAACAUGGAUCGGGAAUGAGUUCAAGAGCUCAGGUAGGGCUGUGUAUGAUUCUUUUAUUAAGUGGUGCCGUGAAGGCUUGGAAGUGGGAGGGGGAUUUUUAGGUCCCGGUUCUCCAGAAAAAAAGAAAAUUGAAACUGAUUUUAUAGGGCUAACACAAUACUGCUAAACUAGUAGUUUUCAUUGCGGCCCACAAGGUUAAGAAUCCUAACUGGCCGAAAACAAACCAGUUGGCUAUUUACAAAGGGGACCGAGGAGUUCAACUUGGGACAGGAUUACAAUUCUAGUACUUUAACCUCUUAAAAAGGUCUAAAGGUCGUUCAAGCAUACUAUUAACGUACCCUAAGUAAAGAAUGAAAAUCAAACUUAGCGAGGAUAAAAACCCCAACUGGUAGAAGCCGAACCAGUUUGCUAUUUACAAGCGUGACGGAGGACUUGAACUCGUGACCACUGUGAGCAAAUCGAGCUCGAGGUCAGAGUGGGGCGACGGAUUGCAAUUCCAGCUGUCUGACUGCUCUGCACGCUGUCUACCUUAUUCACCACUGUCUCUCUUCACCUAGGGCCUGGUUGCUCAGACGUUCAAGGUUCUAUCUAGGGUAUUUGAGAGGUAGAAGCUCCCCCCCCCAAAAAAAAAACAAAAUAUUGUUAUCAUUACAGUUUAGUAUACAAAAAGUAAUUAUAUCGGAAAAAUCAUCCAGACGUUACGAGGUCAGCGCCCAUGGAAAGUAUUCCCCGUCUAACGACACAAUCGUGUCUCAAUAUGCACCAGAUUACAUCUCAUAUUCAUUCAAAACAUUUCCGGGGACAGGCCCCCGGAUCCCCCUAGGAAGCUCGUGGCCGCUCUGACUUCCAUCGCCAUCCACUGGAUAACCCUAAAUUAAAAAAAUUUAACCUGAAUUUAAUUUUGACCUGUAUAAACAAGUGCGAAAUAAUUUGAAUUCAGAUGCGUAAGCUUUAAAGGCAAUUCAGUUUUAAAAUUCGUUUUGCCUACAUUUUGAUGCUUUUGAUGAAAAGAAAAAGGAAACCCAUAUUAAAAUUCAACCCUAGGUUAGCGCUUAUCGGCCUUUGAACAGCUGGUCCCAGGUCUAGUUUUUCAAAACCUUGGGUAACGCUAUCCACCGGUAUAUCUCUAUCCAGUGGAUAAUGCAAUUGGUUAUUUUCCUAAUACGUAUACGAUGAAUAAAGAUUUAUUAUCAAUUUCUUUUGUUUCUUAGCCUUAGUUGAUGAAUAAUUAGGGCUAGGAGACAAAGCGAAUCACAAACACACCCUGGGUUAUCUUAACCCAGCUUUGAAGAUCCCGUCUCUGGUGUACAAUGAAUUGGUACUGGCCACAUACUGGUGUCGAUAUAAACCCUGCGAUGAGCUAAUAUCCCGUCCCGUCCCGAGUCUAAAAACCCCGGGACGGGACAACCUCCGGCCGUGUGGGCCGCCUUAGCUCGUAUGCGUCUUUACCUUACCUUAUAGGCUAUGAGUAUCAAAAUCAAAAAGAUAUUCUUAACCUCUAUCUUUGUUCCUUUUUAAUCUUCAUCUUUUCUGCAGUCCAAGCGCUUUAUUGCUGAGCUGAGUCGUGUAUCCGAAAGGGAAUACAAUUCUCUUUUCACGAUUGAGCAAAUGAGACGAAUUGCAAAGGUAAAUAGAAUCUUUUUACUGUCCUAACCAGAGGCCAUUCUGUAUCCUAUUUUCUCGUCCUUUUAAUACGUACAGCGUAGAAACCGAUGAUAAACAAUUAUUGGACUAUCAGAUAAUUGAUCACCAACAAAUCGCGCUAUUAUCACUCAAUCGGUACGCUUGUUUUUUUUUUUUUAAAUUUACUGGAGAAAUGCAAAGCAGCUAAUUGACAAUCAAAGACAAAUACCAAACUGAACAUUAGCAGAGCAUUGUCUGGGGGAAGAAGAGUUUCUUCUGCCCUAAAGCAGAUGAUUUUCGUUAGGUAAUUACCCAGAGUGACGUUAUAACCCUAGACCAAUCAAGACUUGAAAAAAAAAACCAGUUUGAAUGAUAAUAUAAUGCGAAUUCUAAAUAAUCUUCUCCGCAGCCGUUUUUCUCUUGUCACCCAACGCUCCUUGGGAAGAAGCGUUGCGUGACGAGACGAAAAAGACUGCGUGGGAGACAAAAUUUGAACUACCCCUACUAGUAUCGCGGUUAUGCGAAAACGCUCGUUUUCAUAACCGACCUCUUUCGACAUUCAAAAACGAAAAAAUCAUCUUGGUAGAACGUUUGGCAAGUCCGGAAUUAAUCGAACGUAACUUAAAUGGUCGAUUUAGCGAGCAGUUAAAAAAGGCACCCUUUUUGGAAACUCCGACCCCUUCAAAGGGUUAUGCAUGGUAUAUGCAAAUAAUUCCCGUCAAUUUUGUUUCUUUCCUAACGCAGGAGUUGCGACUACAGAUUCGUAGUUUCGAUGACUUUGUGUACUCGUUGAAUAACCAAGGAUUUUUGCUGAAGAAAGGUCCUAGAGUGUACCAAUUACAGACCUCAAGCUGCCUUUAAUUAAAGCAACCAUUUUUCUCGCAACUUUUGGACGGUA